Messenger RNA from Acaulospora colombiana, 702 nucleotides. The record is from the annotation of a GenBank genome assembly. Lineage: Eukaryota; Fungi; Glomeromycota; Glomeromycetes; Diversisporales; Acaulosporaceae.
AUGGCUAAGCUCGCUGAACAAGCCGAACGUUAUGAUGAACUCACUGUCGAAGAACGCAAUCUUCUCUCGGUGGCUUAUAAGAACGUUAUUGGUGCCCGUCGCGCAUCUUGGAGGAUUAUUUCAUCCAUUGAACAGAAAGAGGAAAACAAGGGCAACGAUGCCCAAGUUCAGAAAAUCAAAUCUUACCGUCAAAAGGUCGAAGCCGAACUUUCUGAAGUCUGCUCGGACAUCCUUGCCGUGUUAGACGAACAUUUGAUUCCAUCCGCCGAGGCCGGUGAAUCCAAAGUGUUCUAUUAUAAAAUGAAAGGUGACUAUCACCGAUAUCUCGCCGAAUUUGCAUCCGGCGAGAGGCGAAAAGAGGCCGCCACCCAGGCGCACGAAGCCUAUAAGCAUGCCACAGAAAUUGCUCAGACCGACCUUGCCCCAACCCAUCCAAUUCGUCUUGGUCUCGCGUUAAACUUUUCUGUCUUUUACUAUGAAAUCCUCAAUUCUCCCGACCGUGCUUGCCAUCUUGCCAAACAAGCAUUUGAUGAUGCCAUUGCAGAACUUGAUACCCUAAGUGAAGAGUCGUAUAAGGAUAGCACAUUGAUCAUGCAAUUGCUAAGAGACAAUCUAACCCUCUGGACCUCCGAUUUGCAAGAUGCAGAAACAGAUAAGCCGGAAGAACCUAAAGAAGAAGUUGAAGCAGAAGAAUCCAAGUAA